Messenger RNA from Brenthis ino (lesser marbled fritillary), 276 nucleotides. The record is from the annotation of a GenBank genome assembly. Lineage: Eukaryota; Metazoa; Arthropoda; Insecta; Lepidoptera; Nymphalidae.
AUGUUCGGGGCUCGCUCCACUCCCGCCACGGGUCGGCCCGGCAUUGCAGUGCCGCCCGGCCGGGAUCGGCCCACAUUAUCCAACUCUAUCUUCGUCGGUUUAGCCAUAAGCUCUUCACGAGAUCCACACACCAGGUGUGAUCGUGCAAGCCGCGAGGAUGAGACGUGGCGCGGCGCCCUGAGCGUGAGGCGGGCGCGGCUUCGGCCGACAGCCCUCGAUGAUCGUUCACUCUCCGCCUCGGCGGGGAGCGUGGGGCGUCGUCGCUGUCUGAGCGGC